UCAAGUGAGCCACCUCGGUUUUCCAGCUUUCGAAAUCAAGUUUAUUUUCUAGUUCUCUCUGUUCAGGAAUUUUCUUUCUCUCUUCCUGAAGACCAGAGUUUGCCCUUCUGCCGGAAGGCAAUGGUUUCACAGGUUCUCUUUCUUUUAUCUCAAGAUUUUUUUUAAAGCUCUGCAGAAUUUGGUAGCAAAUUCUGAACGUAGAGAGGAGAGAACCAGGAAGUGAGUCUUCAAGGGACAGGCAGACAAGCCUAGGGGAGGCAUCGAAAGUAAAAGUAAACUUCUUCCUGGAGGCGUUUCCAACCCCACCUCCUGUCUCCCCCUCCCGCUUGCCUCAUUUCCAGGGCUUUUUCUCCAGCGGGGUUAUAAGAACCGGCCUCAGUAACCCAACGUGUGAAGCUAGGCAGUGCGGGGUCUUGUCGUUGGGAGUUUGGUGGCUGGGAUGCUGCCAGGACCGUGCGGAGUAGGUCCCAGUCCAUGGUGAAGGCCCUGGGAUUUUAUUUUCCUUUGAUGUACUGGGAGAAGAGGCCCGUGAAGUGGCUGCUGCUGUGAAGGUUCCAGGAUCCGCCUCUGGUAACAACUACAUUCUCCUAACACUUGAAAAGCAUGGAUCUCACUCGAUGUCUCUAUAAAAUUGGGGAAGAGCUGGGCAGUGACGACCUGGCUGCCCUCAAGUUCCUAAGCCGGGACCACAUCCCAUAUAGGAAGCAGGAACCCAUCAACGAUGCCUGGAUGCUAUUCCAGAGGCUCCAAGAAAGGAGAAUCUUGGAGGAAAGCAAUCUGUCCUUCUUGAAGGAGCUGCUUUUCCGAGUGAAUAGACUGGAUCUGCUGCGUUACUACUUGGACACCAGCGAGGAGGAGAUGAAGAGGGAGCUUCACAUACCCGGCAGGGCCCAGAUCUCUGCCUACAGGAUCCUGCUUUUCCAGAUUUCAGAAGAUGUGAACAAAGUGGAAUUGAAGGAGUUUAAGUUUUUUUUGAGCCAGGAGAUUGCCAAAUGUAAGCUGGAUGAUGACAUGACUUUGCUUGAUAUUUUCGUGGAGAUGGAGAAGAGGACCAUCCUAGGGGAAGAAAACUUGGACACCCUGAAAAGAAUCUGUGAGCAGGUCAACAAGAGCCUGCUGAAGAAAAUCAUUGAUUAUGAAGAAUUAAGAAAAGAGAGAAGAAUGAGCCUUGAAAGAGAUCCAGAUGAAUUUUCAAAUGAUACAUCACAACCGCUUCCAGAGGAGGGCUCCUCUGAGAUGCUGGCCGUGUCAGACUCUCCAGGAGAACAGGACAGUGAGGUGCAGACAUCCGACACAGUUUACCGAAUGACAAGCAAACCUCGGGGAUACUGUUUGAUCAUUAACAAUUACGAUUUUAGCAUAGCACGGAGGAAGGUGCCCGAACUUCAGAAACUAAAGGAUAGGAGUGGAACACACUUCGAUGCAGAGGCUUUGGACAAGACCUUUAGGGAACUUCAUUUUGAGAUAGUGCACUACAGAGACCAAACAGCAGAGGAAAUCCAUAAGGCUCUGGAAUUCUACCAGAAGAAGGACCACAGAAACAGAGACUGCUUCAUCUGCUGCAUCCUCUCCCAUGGAAACCGGGGCAUCAUCUAUGGCACCGAUGGGCAAGAAGCCCCCAUCUAUGAGCUGACCUCUUACUUCACUGGCUUAAAAUGCCCUUCCCUUGUUGGCAAACCCAAAAUCUUUUUUAUUCAGGCUUGUCAAGGGGAUGACUACCAGAGAGGUAUAGCUGUUGAGACCGACUCAGAACAGAUGGAAGUCUGUUUAGAAAUGGAUUCAGCACCUCGGAGGAGAUAUAUCCCAGAUGAGGCUGACUUUCUGCUGGGGAUGGCCACUGUGAACAACUGUGUCUCCUACCGAAGCAUCAGGGAGGGGACCUGGUAUAUCCAAUCGCUUUGCCAGAACCUGAGAAAAAGAUGUCCUAGGGGUGAAGACAUUCUCACCAUCCUAACCAAGGUGAACUUCGAAGUAAGCAAUAAGGAUGACAAGAGAAAUAUGGGCAAACAGAUGCCACAACCUACUUUCACACUGCGAAAAAAACUCUUCUUUCCUCUUAAUUGAUGCUGUUGUCUAGUUGUAUAACUAGACAAUAGUUAUGCAACUGAAAAAGUGAAAACGCUGCUGCUACUUUAUUCUAUUUCUUCUUCUUUUUAUUUUCAAAUAGCUGGGACAGCAUGGGAGUCAGGACAAUAUAAUUUUUAUGCUAAUUCAAGCCUAAAUUUCUGGCUUGUAGACAGUAACUAGACAGUCAUAGCUGUGGGCUUGAUUUCCAUUGUGUUUUUAAUUUGAUGAAAAGGUUUAAAAAUGAACUAAAAUAGAUACAAAAAACACAGUAUGUUUAAAAGAAAUGUCAAAGAUCAUGGAGGGAGACUUUUGCGAUCUGACCUACUAAAAAUCCCCCUCGACUAUUGAGGUUCAAGGUAUAAAGUUCCCACAUCCAGUCUGAUUACUGCUGGUGAGUUUGAUAAGCUAUCCUGGAAACAUGUGACCCUCCUCUCCUUAGCCAUGAGCAGACCUUACUUUUCAGCAGUGAAAACCACUACUCUUUAGACUUCAGUUUCAAAAGCUUAGAGAUUAUUCUCUUUUUUAAAAAAAAGUAUUCAUAAAUGCAACAUCCAACCUACUUUUAAGAGAAACAAUAUUAACUUGUUUUGUACUUCCAGUAGGUCUUUUCCCAAGCUAUCUUUUAUACUAAUUUGCAAGAUUCUUUUAAAUAAAAAAUUUAAAAAUUCGUAUAUUAAAGAUUUUUAAAAUACCAAAUAAUUUUGUUUUUUUUAAAAUCUUUCCAAACUCCCUUUUAUAUACAUGCUUUUCAGCUUUUAUAUACAUGCUUCUGUAGUGCUGAACAUGAUUUGCUUUUAUGCUAUCAAUGCAGUAUGCCUUUUACAUGUUUGCUCUUUCUUUAUAUGUUCAAAUCAGUUUAAAUCUUUAGUAAUUAAUAAUUAGUAAUGUAAUAAAUAUUUUUAGCAGAAUAAAAUGUAAGUUUAUCAUACUA
This is a messenger RNA of Cervus elaphus (red deer), 2998 nucleotides long. RefSeq names its product caspase 8 (gene CASP8). Lineage: Eukaryota; Metazoa; Chordata; Mammalia; Artiodactyla; Cervidae. The record is from RefSeq and is a predicted model, not a curated record. Gene Ontology annotation, biological process: apoptotic process; negative regulation of extrinsic apoptotic signaling pathway via death domain receptors; proteolysis. Bases 604 to 2064 code for a protein of 486 amino acids. The transcript has 11 exons. Gene Ontology annotation, molecular function: protein binding; cysteine-type endopeptidase activity.